AAGCGAUGAAAAUAAUUUUAUAAGACUUUUUCGAUCAUAAGAGUAACAUCAGACCACCCUGUGACGUAUGAGCUAGUAGAUCUCGCGAGUUUAACUGGCCUGCAUUAUUUAUUUUACUAUAAAACACCAAUUUUAACUGAUGGUUAUUAUAUUGAAAUCAAGAUUUUUUUAAAAUAUGAUAUUAGUUACUUGGGAGUGAGAUAGGUAUAAACUUGGUAUAAAUUACAAAAGUUUUUAAUUUGAGCGCGGUGUUUAAAAUAUAAUCCUCUGAUUGAGCUGCUUGAAUUGAUCUUUGUGUAGUAAGCGAAGUAGGGGUGAUGUUGUAUGAUUGUUAAAUUAUGUAUUAUGUUUAUUUCAUAAACAUACCUAAUUCGUAUUUAAAUAUUUGUGAACAAAUCUGCGGAAAAUACUAGUUAUGAUGAAGUAAAAAAGCUUGCAAUGAAGGGCAAUUUUACGGGCAACAUUGCUUGAACCCAAAAUCAAUAACCUACAUGGAAAAUUAAAAAAAAAACAAUUGUCAAUGUCAACUCGAGGGGGGCCGGUGCCGGCUGCUUGUGUCAUUGAAAUAAUUUUAAUAAUAUUUUAAUGUCUUUAUAUAUUAAAAACGUAUUAGUGCAAGCGAAAAAUUGUUAUAGAAGACUAAUAGAUAUGAACAAGAGCACUUACGGGAAACUUCAAAUGUGUGGUACCGAGGAAGAAAUGCGUGAGAUAGCGGGCAGGAUCUGUAGGAACUACCUCCACGGCGCCUGGAAGUCGGUAGACCCUGCCGACCUGGACUUCAAGAGGAUCAGCGGCGGUCUGUCAAAUUUUCUAUACUACGUGGCGUUGCCGUCCGACGUGACUAAGCUGGAAGGCUUCGCACACGAGAGCUCGCCCGAGCUGGAUGACCACAAGAAACCCAUACUCAGUUCACACUCCAUCUACAUGGAGGAACCUAAGAAGGUACUCCUCCGAAUAUACGGACAGGUGCACGGCGAGCGAGCAAUGGACGCCAUAGUGACGGAGUCGGUGAUAUUCACGCUACUCUCCGAGCGCAGGCUCGGCCCCAAACUGCACGGCGUGUUCUCAGGAGGCAGGAUCGAGGAGUACAUACCUGCUCGAUCGCUCCUCACAAAAGAGCUUGCAGAGCCAGCGAUAUCCAUGAAGAUAGCGGAGAAGAUGGCCGCCAUCCACUCGAUGGACGUGCCGCUGUCCAAGGAGCCCAACUGGCUGUGGAAGACCAUGGCCAAGUGGAUGAAGACGGCGCGCGACGAGCGCCUCGCGCCUGACAGUGUUGGCAAGAAUGAAGAAGAGCAGAAUAUCAUCAAGCAGCUGAAGCCAAUAGACUUCGAGAAGGAAAUAGAAUGGCUAAAGAAGUUCGUGUCGUCCGUCGAAUCUCCAGUCGUCUUCUGCCACAACGAUUUACAAGAAGGAAACAUUCUACUCCUCGAAGAUGAAAUCCCUCCAUCGGAGGACGACGAUUUCGUACAAUACGACUCCAAAAACUCCAAAUACGUUCUCCCCCAAUUUGACGAUCAGAACACAUCCGACUCCCUAACCAGCCACAUCUCAGACACGGGCGAACCCAGGCUAGUCCUGAUAGACUUCGAGUACUGCGCCUACAACCACCGGGGGUUCGAUAUAGCCAACCAUUUCCAGGAGUGGGCCUAUGAUUACAAGAAUCCUGAACACCCCUUUUACUACGAGUUUCAGGAGAAUCUACCCACUUUGGAACAAAAGGAGAUUUUCAUCAAGGAGUACCUGAAACAUUACCACACAAACCUGUCUGAAAACAAAAACCAAGUCCACGACCCGUCCAUAGACGAGAUAAACCAGUUGCUGUGCGAAGUGGAGGCUUUCACCCUGGCCACGCACCUUCUCUGGUGUCUAUGGUCCAUCGUCAAUGCCUCCAAGAGCCAGAUCCCUUUUGGAUAUUGGGAAUUCGCGCUCUGCAGGCUGGAGCACUAUAUGCGAUUAAAACAGGAAAUCGUAAAAAAGGACAAGUUCGGCUUCCCACAGAAGAGGAAAAUCUGUGAGGUCGACAUAUGAGUUGCAGGCGAGGAAGCGUAAGUCCUUAUCGCACUUGAGGCGUGCGAGCGAGACGAACUGUGUGAACUGACUAGUGAAGUGAAGUGGAUUUGAAAAAAGUUGUUUCUUUGAUUUUUUACGGAUAUACUAUUUACACGACUAAUUUUUCAUUACCAUAAAAAAAUCUGCCUAAUUGGAUUUCUAGACUCAACCACGUUAAUAUGUAGUUUUAAAAAAUCGGUCAAGUGCGAGUUGAACUUGCAAACAAAGGGUUCCGUACCAUGGGACAAGAAAUAACACUUUGAUUUUUAAAAAAAUUUAUUAUUUGUGGCUAUAGCGGCAAUAGAAAUACACAUUUAGUGAAUAUUUCAACUCUACGUAUUAAAAUUCAUGAUAAACAGCCCGCUGACACACAGAUGGACGGAUAGCGAAGGCUUUGGUAAUAGGGUCCCGUUGAAACCUUGGGUACGGAGCCCAUUAAAUAUAAAAUCGAGUUUCCUAAAAUAGCAAUAAUAAUUUGCCAAAAUAUAGGUAAUUGUAGUUAUAGCCACACAUUUAAAACUUUUUUUUGGUAAUUAAAAAAUAGUCGUAUAUAAUGACAUAAUUUUUUAACCAUCUCAAGACAGUUGACUUUAAAAUGAAACCUCGAUUUUUAAGAACACUCUGUAUAUAGCUGAAUGGGACGUGUCAAAAUAAGUGUAGACAUAGAGUGAAAAAGUGGAGUUUUUCAAAAGUAUCAUUACCCAUAUUCUGUACCUUGACUUAACUUUAAAAUUACAAUUUUUCAAUAAAUAUUUGCUAUUAAAUAUGUAUAUGACAAAAAACGUAUCAUGUAAAAUAUACAAUUCAUAAUAAUUAAGACGAAUUGUUUAAACUAUGUAUUUCGUUAUUUAAAAUUUUGACUGAUGAUUAAAUUUGAAAAAAAAUGUACUUAAUAAUAUUGUAAAAAAAUCUUCAUCCGAAUCCAAGUUACGUAGUACAUUUGUAUCUAUCUUUUUCAAAUCAUAAAUAAUGUAAAAUAUGUAAAUAAACCUUAUUGAGUACCAUAUAAAAACAAUCGACUUCGUCUUUUCAACCGACAGACGUCCACUAUUGGACAAAUUCCACGGACUCGUACGAAGCGAUUCGCUUCCUCGUUUCUAAUACGCACUACUAGAAAUAUGGAAUGCCCUUCUGGCUUCCGUUUUUCCCGCUAGCUAUAAUGCUUGUAUCAUCAAAAGAAUAGGCACCUUCUAGGCAGGCGCAUUCCACCUUAGGCUGCAUCAUCACUCACUGGUUGGUAUGAUUGCAGUCAAACAAGCCUAUAUAGUAAAAAAUAAAAACAGAUUUCUUGCAAGAAUCUCUUACCCAGCGGCUCCCAGUGACUCGCUUGAGAUCGCCUGUCCAACUACUAGAGGGUCGUCCAAUGGCACUUUGGGAUCCCAAAGUUUAUCGGUUUUUUUAAACAGUAUUAACGCACAAUUUUUUUAAACAUUCCUCUAAAAAUCAUUAAAAAGAAUACUCGAAUUACACCAUUCAAUAUUAUUACUAUGCUGCAAUAUUAUUUUACCUAUAAAAAUAUUUUAUAAAUCAUCAUUUAUUUACUUACUAUGCCAAGUGUCCACUAGCAAUAUAACUUGCAAAACUCAGCUCUGGCAACUCAAUUGCUCGGUCUAUACACUUGCAGCAAGUCAAAGUCAAGUUUUGAAGUGAAGUUUGAUAGCUGCGUUGCGCGUUUGGCUGUCGGAGAUUAAAAGAGCUCUGCAUGAUCGCUCGCAAGUCGAGCGUGACAUCAUGCUAUUGCAAUCAACAUUUACGGAUGGAACACUACAGAGCGAGAUGCGUCAUCUGUGAUUUUUUAAAUUCCUACAUCCUUCACAUAACUCUUGUUAAAUAUUUAUUAAUAUAAUAUACUUUCAUAGACAAAUGCAUAGAAGUUUCGCUUCCCAACACCACCAUUUGUUCCCAUUGGAAUUCCGCAAUCAAAAACUUCCGCAAAUUGUCGCAGAAUGACUUUAGCAAUUUUUAUUGCCAGUGAACCCUGCUUUAGGCUACAGACAAAUCUCGAAAUUCAUUAGAUUUGUCCAUAUCUUUAGUUAGUAUAGACUAUAGAAUUUUGCACGUAAUUUAAAAUUUUUGAGCACCAAUGCUUAGUUUUAACAAGAUUUCAAGGUGAAAAUGUGCCUUGGCUGUUGAGACGUGUUAGUCUGUAUGUUAUUGGGAAGCUAUUUAUUUAUUUAGUUUGAAAACUCUAAAAAUAAUAUUAUUAUGUGUACUUAUUAAGUGCAGCUGCACUCAAAACUCAUUAAGAAAGAAAAACUCAAAAUUAGAAAAAAUCAUAAAAUUUAAAGUUUUUGUAAAUUAUUAAAAAAAGUUUUUGUUGCAUCUUCUAGAAUAAAAGAAGUGUGAUAUUUGUGCGUAACGUUGAUAGGUAUAACAUUCCCAAAAAAAACUAAAAAAUAACCCCAAAAAAAAAUGCAUUUCGUACGUAGUACUUAAAAUUUAGUCGUUUUUGUGAUCGUUAUUAAAAUUUUUCGACAAUGGAUUCCUAUUUUUGUUAUAUUUAUUUGUUAUUUACGUGUUAUGCUUUGGUUUGGACCAAAAAUCCUUAUUGUGUGAUAAUUUUUUGUACCUAAAUUAUGGCAACAUUACAUAGUAGUGAAACUUAAAUUAUUCUUUUUUUUACGAAUUAAAAAACUUAAGUUUUCUAAUAAAAAUUAAAAAAAAAAACAUAAAAUUGGUGUAUUCAUAUGGAUUCCUACAUUUUUAUGUAAAUUACCAAAGAAUUUAACAAAAAAAGUUUUUUGAGUACAUUGCAUUGAAUGUGUUUGUGCCGAUUUCGCUAUACAAAAAUCUCAAACUAUACUAAAUUGAAAUUGACAGUCAAUUACAUACAAUACACUCAAUCAAUAAUCAAUCACAUAUAAUACUGAACACGAAGCAUAUGACUGAGCAAUGAGCAUUGUACAAAAACAGAUCCAGGGGCUUAUAUGUAUAUUAUAGAACGCUAGCAAAACUGAAGCUUGACCUGAUCGUUACUGAUAAGAUGCCACAAAGAAAAACGCGAAAAAAUAAAUCAAAAACCCUGUAUUUUGUAAAAGUUCGCAAUGUAUUGCAAAAAACAUCUGACUGAUGCUAGAGGUCAACGAAUGUUGCGUAGAUAGGUGCGCGGGAGUAUUGACCCCGAGUUAGUAAAUCACUAAAAUCACAAGUAUUAUUAUUAUUGCAAAUGGUUAUUGGUAUUGGAUUGUGUUAAGGUAGUAUACCUAAGCGCUAAGUGUUUACUAGCGUUCUAACAAACCCUGUAUAUUUUAUCUAUAGGCAAUGACCUGUGCAAACUGCCGUGUUGCAACUUUAUAGUAUACUAUUAGAGUGGACUUAUAGUACUACCACUUCUAUAAAUCGUAUCGAAAAAAUUCGUUUGCGCAGAAAAGUGCAACCUAACGCCGACCAAAACAGAAACGAGUGUACACCAAUGAAAUAAAGACCUUAUUGCUUGACGUUAAGAUUUUAAACACAAGAACAACAGAGACUCGUGCUAUCUCGCUCAUAAUUCGCGCGUACAAAACAUGGCGCGUAGGCAACAACCAAUAGCGGACGGACGCGCGCUAUGAUUGGCUGAGAUAUUUUAGCUUAUAACAGUGGUAGUACUGUACUUACCUAUUCAUAAACUAUAAAAACUUGUAUCUGACAUAAUAUUAUAUACAAAUUAUGUUUAAAUGUAAGUAUAUUAAUUAAGUACUUAUUUUUGUGUUGUGAUAAUUAAUUAUAAAUUAAUAUUGUUAUGUAAUGAGAUGAAAAUGCAAAUUUGUUUAUACUUGUGUAACUUAGUGACAAAAUUAUUUAAUAAACUUUAUUUAAAAAUUAA
Molecule: messenger RNA, 5854 nt
Organism: Maniola jurtina (meadow brown)
Lineage: Eukaryota; Metazoa; Arthropoda; Insecta; Lepidoptera; Nymphalidae
Product: choline/ethanolamine kinase
Exons: 10
Coding region: 586-2028 (480 amino acids)
Biological process (GO): CDP-choline pathway; phosphatidylethanolamine biosynthetic process
Cellular component (GO): cytoplasm
Molecular function (GO): choline kinase activity; ethanolamine kinase activity
Source: RefSeq, a predicted model, not a curated record